Molecule: messenger RNA, 5832 nt
Organism: Colias croceus (clouded yellow)
Lineage: Eukaryota; Metazoa; Arthropoda; Insecta; Lepidoptera; Pieridae
Gene: ATP7
Product: copper-transporting ATPase 1
Exons: 30
Coding region: 452-4147 (1231 amino acids)
Biological process (GO): monoatomic cation transport; copper ion homeostasis
Cellular component (GO): perinuclear region of cytoplasm; trans-Golgi network; membrane
Molecular function (GO): copper ion binding; ATP hydrolysis activity; P-type divalent copper transporter activity
Source: RefSeq, a predicted model, not a curated record
GCAAGCAGUACAAGACGCGACGAUAUCGUGAAUGGUACCGUGUGACUUUCGCGCACUUUUUUUUCUUAAAAAGUCACGCGAUUCGAAAUUCGAAUAUUUUUGUUUAGCGCGAAAAAGUUUUCUUUUUUACAUAAUCUGUGGAUGAUUUUUUACGCUCUGUGUUGUGUUUUUAUUGCAAUGGUAGAUUUAAAUUAGAUAUUAAUUGUUGAUUUUGUGUUGAGAUUAUUUACUGUAUUUGCUGUGUUGUGUUGCGUUCAAUUUCUAGUACUUGUGAAAUUGUGAAAUAUAAUUCCUGUGUGAAUCAAAUCAAUUCAAUUCAAAUAAAUUGUGAUACGAACACGAUUAUUAAGUGAAAGCGUAAUUAAAUAAAUAUAUAAAGUUAUGUGAAAAAGUGUCAAUAUAAGUGUAAGUGUAAAGAUGGAAUAAGUGAUACUUAGUGUCAAAGUGCAAAAUGUUGUCCCGUGGAUUUAAAUAUUCCUUGUUGGAAGAUGAGGAUAUCGGGGACCCACCCCAGGAGCCUGUCUCGAUACGCGUCCCGAUAAAUGGCAUGACAUGCCAGUCGUGCGUGAAGAGCAUAGAGGGCUCCGUCGCGGAGCUGCCGGGGGUCACGUACGUCAAGGUGGAGCUAUCAGAAAACGCGGGCUACUUCAGAUAUGACCCGCGCGCUUGUUCCGCGGAAGCUAUCCGGGCCCACAUAGAGGAUAUGGGCUUCGAAGUGCCCGCGGACGGUGGUGACGAGACCAGAAAACUGCUCCCCCGCGAAAUACCAACGGAUCUAUUAAUCGACAUGACGGGCGCGGGGCCGCCGGAACAAGAAACCGUGUUGGCGGUGACGGGGAUGACGUGCCAGUCGUGUGUAAAUACUAUUGAGGGCACUCUAAAAGAGAUGCCAGGCGUGAUCCGCGCUAGCGUCAGUCUCUCCGAACACAAGGCUAGCGUCACACACUCGCGCGGAUCGGUGACGCCGCGUCAAUUGGCAGAUGCGGUAUAUUCGUUGGGUUUCGAUGUCGAGAUUGUAGGUGAAACAGAUACACAGCACGAUCAAGCGUCAGGUGACGGCGCCAAAAAGUCACCGGUUAAAAACAGAGCUCAAACUAAUGGUACAAUAUCCCCCGUUCCCGAAGAGAUAUCAACGUGCACGCUAGAAGUGCGCGGUAUGACGUGCGCUUCGUGUGUCGCCGCUAUAGAGAAGCAUUGCUCGAAAAUAUACGGCGUCCACUCAAUAGCAGUAGCGUUGUUAGCCGCGAAAGCGGAAGUCCGUUACGAGCCGCGCAAGAUAUCGGCUAGUGCUCUCGCUCACUCACUCACUGAGUUGGGCUUCCCGGCCGACGUGCUGAGUGAGAGCGGUGCGCCCAGGGAGGUCACGCUGGCGAUAAAAGGCAUGACCUGCGCGUCUUGCGUUAGCAAAAUUGAAAAGACUGUGCUCAAACUGAACGGUGUUGUGUCGUGUGUAGUCGCACUUACUACUUGCAAAGGCAAAGUAAAAUACGAUCCGGAAAUAAUAGGGGCUAGGAAAAUUUGCGACGCUGUGAACAGUCUCGGGUUCGAAGCCACAGUACUGAAUACGAACCAGAGGAAUGCGAGCAAUUAUUUUGAACAUAAGGAGGAAAUAAGAAAAUGGCGGAACGCGUUCCUAGUGUCACUAAUAUUCGGUGCCCCGUGCAUGGCGGCCAUGAUAUAUUUCAUGUCGAUCAUGGGGGACGAUGAAAAUGGACACAAGAACAUGUGCUGUGUAUUACCUGGGUUGAGUUUGGAGAAUCUUAUUAUGUGGGCGCUGGCAACGCCUGUACAGUUUAUCGGUGGUUGGCACUUUUACAAGCAAGCGUACAAGGCGUUACGUCACGGCACGUCCAAUAUGGACGUUUUGAUCUCUAUGACUACCACUAUAAGUUACGCAUACUCCCUAAGCGUGGUGAUAGCAGCGAUGGUGUUGCAACAAGACACGUCGCCAUUGACUUUCUUCGAUACACCUCCAAUGUUGCUAGUUUUCGUCUCUCUGGGACGAUGGUUGGAGCAUAUUGCUAAGGGCAAAACCUCGGAAGCUCUAUCCAAACUACUCUCUUUAAAACCGACGGAAGCUGUGCUCAUGACGUUGGACAGUGAGGGGAAUGAACUUGCGGAGAAGAGUAUCCCGGUAGAGUUGGUCGAGAGGGGGGAUAUAUUGAAGGUAGUGCCAGGAGCUAAAAUACCAGUAGACGGUAAAGUGCUAUCUGGUCAGAGCACGUGUGAUGAAUCACUAAUUACUGGAGAGUCUAUGCCUGUGCCUAAGUCUAAAGAUUCGCUAGUGCUGGGCGGGUCCAUCAACCAGCACGGCGCGCUGGUGAUGUUGGCGACGCACACGGGCGACGCGUCCGCGCUCGCGCAGAUCGUGCGCCUCGUGGAGGACGCGCAGACCAGCCGCGCGCCCGUGCAGCGCCUGGCCGACACUAUCGCGGGAUAUUUCGUACCAAUCGUAGUCUUCCUAUCUGUACUGACUCUUGUUUGUUGGAUGAUCAGCGGUGCGAUAGACAUAUCAACGAUAAAAAGUAUUACACCGCCAAUGUACCGCCACUUCUCUGACUGGGAACUAAUAGUGCAAACGUCAUUCCACUUUGCACUAUCAGUGCUAGCUAUAGCAUGUCCCUGUGCUCUGGGCCUGGCCACGCCCACGGCAGUGAUGGUGGCCACGGGCGUGGGCGCAGCGCUGGGACUGCUGAUCAAGGGCGCUGAGCCGUUGGAGCAUGCGCAUAAGGUGAAGACGGUGAUAUUCGACAAGACGGGCACGAUAACGCGCGGUCGGGCGCGUGUGGCCCGCGUGGCGCUGCUGACGGGCUCGGCGCGCGCGCUGCGCGAGCUGCUCGCCUGCGUGCGCGCCGCGGAGCUCAGCUCGGAGCACCCCCUCGCGUCCGCGAUAGUAAGCUGGUGUACAGCAGUAGUAGGCGAAGAGCCCCGCGCACACUGCCGCAGCUUCACAGCGGCGCCGGGCUGCGGCCUCCGGGCUAAACUGGCGCUUCGCCCCCGAGCGGGGGACUCGGACUGGGAGCCGCCGGUGGGGGACAGAGAAACAUCGUCGUUCAACCUGCACGGAGUACCCGUAGACAUCAUAGAGGGGGAGGGGGAUGCUGCGCUCAGUUCCGCUCAAGCUGCACAUAGACUGAAUGCGAUCAUACGGACGGAUAGCGAUCAGGAGGUUGAACAAAUAAUACUAAUCGGCAACAGAGAGUGGAUGGCCCGUAACGGUGUGACCGUGCCGCGUCGGGUGCAAAGUGUGCUCAGUGAUGACGAGGAGUUGGGCAGAACUGCUGUUUUGGUGGCUAUUAAUGAUCAGCUAGUAUGCACAAUCGGUGUGGCCGACGAGGUGAAGCCGGAGGCCCAUCUCGCUGUAUACUGUCUCAAGAAAAUGGGCUUGGAAGUUUGUUUGUUGACAGGGGAUAAUAGGAAAACUGCUGUGGCUAUAGCUAGACAGGUUGGCAUCACAAAAGUGUACGCGGAAGUGUUGCCGUCGCACAAAGUGGCCAAGAUACAAAAGUUGCAGGAGAAGGGACAGAAAGUUGCUAUGGUAGGUGACGGUGUAAACGACUCGCCCGCUCUAGCGCAAGCUGACGUUGGUAUUGCCAUCGCUAGCGGCACCGAUGUGGCCGUGGAGGCUGCUGACCUUGUGCUCAUGAGGAACGAUCUCCUAGACGUGGUGGCGUGUCUAGAACUAUCUAGAACAACAGUACGAAGAAUAAGGCUGAACUUUAUAUUCGCGUCAGUUUACAAUUUACUGGGAAUACCGCUAGCUAGCGGGGCGUUUGCGCUGUUUGGAUUGCAAUUACAGCCGUGGAUGGCGUCAGCGGCCAUGGCGAUGAGCUCCGUGUCAGUCGUGUGUUCCAGUCUCUUGCUCAAAACGUUCAAAAAAGCCAAUCCACAAGAUCUCCGAACACCAGAAUAUGAACAAGCCUUACGACUCGAGCGAAGCAGCGUGCCCACAGCUAUAGUGGCUCAUAGAGGGCUGGAUGAUAAGGUGUAUGCGCAGGAUUCGAGAGCAUCGCCGUUGGCCAAAUUAUUCCAAAGGAACAAAUCGUCUGACGGUUGUCUACUACAAGAGGAGGACGACAUGUUGACCGUCUCGUUCAUACCAAAGCGGCCGACGCGGGAACAGCCGAGCGUCAACGGAGAAUUGUAGGCCAGGAGCUGGGGGCGGAUUUGAUUGUGUCAUUUGAUUUUUUAAUGAAAUAAAUAAAUGGUUUUGUUUAUGGUGAUGUGAUAUUGAUGAUAGGGUAUGCUCAAUUUUAAUGUAAAUUUUGCAAACAUUUUCAAGUAUUUUUCGUCAGAAAUAUAUCUUAGUAUUUAAAAUGUUUGUUUAAAUUUAAAAUGUUAUUGCACACGAAUAAAGUUGAAUAAUUUAUAUCCAAGAAAGUAGAGAAAGGGUAAUUAGAAUCACUACCGAGUAUAUAACUCUAAUAAUAAGUAAUUAUAAUAGCAGAUGUUUAUUUAUUUAUGUUAUUGUAAGAGGGCUCUAUAAGCUGUAUCGAAAGCUACCUCAGUUACAAAUUCAUGUAAUUAGUUUUUGCUAAGUUAGGCAAUUUUUUGUAGCUACCAUUGAGAUAUUUUUGCGUAAAAUAAAUAAAAUAUAUAAAAUUUACUGCCUUGCUCUGAAGAUUUUGACAUGUUUGAUAACAAGCUAGAUUUAUCGAAAUAAAUUAUUUAUUAUAACAUGGAAUUAUGUUAAUUAAUAAAUUUAAAGAUGAUUUUCACUCGAAUUAGUCGUAUUAGAUGACAUAAGAAAAUUUCCGCACAGCCCCUGGCCUAUUAGCAUGUAGCAUUUUGUAAAAAAUUGUAUCCAUUUUUGACCAAUAGUAACUUGUAUGUAAAUAUAGAACUAGUCAAUAUCCAGUGUUACCAUACAUCAGCAUACAACAUAUGUAUAAAGAGGGUUGCCAAUUAUUAAAUUAAUUUUUUUUAGUUCUCGAUAAAUCAAGAAUUUUAUAAAAACCUUUGUAGAGAAAAUAAAAUCUAUUUUUCUUAUUUUUCUGUAAUUUUAAAAGUGGCAACCCUUUUCGUUACAAUUUUAAUUAAAAUGCACAUAGUAUUUUUCAUUUUGUGGUAAUAUUUUUGUGAAUAAAACUACAAAAAUCUAUGUAAACAUGAGUACUCAGCAGAAAAAGACAUAAAAGUAAAUUAAAGUAUUUUUAAUAUCAUGGUCUGAUAUAUCUCUUAAAAAAAAUUAUAUUCGCCAUAAUUCAUCACACAGUUACCAAUCUUGUACAAAUGUCACUUUUCGCGCCAAAUACAUGGCUUCCACGGCCGCCAUUUUGAAUUAUGCACAAAUUAAAAGUACCUAAUAAAACUUAGGAAUAAAUAAAAAUGGUGCGUCGUAAUUUAUUUAAAUGAGGUUUUUAAUAGAAAAAAAAAAGUUUUAUUUCAAUCAAGAGGCUCGAGGUCGGUUUUCCCAAGCGGUCUUUAAAGAUUUAAUUUUAGAAAUAUAUUUAAAUCGAAUAUUAUAAUUGUAUCGACUAUUUAAUAAAUUUGCUAUAAAUAUUCCAUUUUUAUAAUUUUACUGUAAUACGUGUAAUUUUGUUGGAAAUGUUUAAAUUAAAUCUUAAAUACUAUUAAAUAUGACAUAUACUUCUUACAAGUUCCUAGGUAUAAAAGAGUAUAAGGCGUUCUAUACACGAAGCUUAACGCUACGUUGCAACCGCUAGUGUGUACGACGCCUAAAGUUAUCGAAAUAACUCUGUAAAAUAUUUAUACUCUGCUUUAUUCGAGCUAUUUGUAAUGUAAAUACAUGUUUAUACGCGAGUAUUAUAUUUUUGUACUGAUUUAGUCGUUAAUUAAGAUAACUUUGUAAAAAUAAAUUGUUAAAUUAAA